AAUGGAUUACCACCUGCUUGGACUAAUUUUAUCUUUUCUCUUCAAUGGCACAAAGGUCUUAGCCGGUUACCCAAUUUGGUGGUCCCUGGCGCUGGGGCAGCAGUACAGCUCCCUGGGCUCCCAGCCCAUCCUCUGCGGCUCCAUCCCUGGCCUGGUCCCCAAGCAGCUCCGCUUCUGCCGCAACUACAUCGAGAUCAUGCCCAGCGUGGCCGAGGGGGUGAAGUUGGGCAUCCAGGAGUGUCAGCACCAGUUCCGGGGCCGCCGCUGGAACUGCACCACCAUCCACGACAGCCUGGCCAUCUUCGGGCCCGUCCUGGACAAAGCCACCAGGGAGUCUGCCUUCGUCCAUGCCAUCGCCUCGGCCGGGGUGGCCUUCGCCGUGACCCGCUCCUGUGCCGAGGGCACGUCCACCAUCUGUGGCUGUGACUCCCAUCACAAAGGACCUCCAGGAGAUGGCUGGAAAUGGGGGGGAUGCAGCGAGGACGCCGACUUCGGGGUGUUGGUGUCCCGGGAGUUCGCAGAUGCCCGGGAGAACCGGCCGGACGCGCGCUCAGCCAUGAACAGGCACAACAACGAGGCCGGCAGGACGACCAUCCUGGACCACAUGCACCUGAAGUGCAAGUGCCACGGCCUCUCAGGCAGCUGUGAGGUCAAGACCUGCUGGUGGGCCCAGCCAGACUUCCGGGCGAUCGGGGACUACCUGAAGGACAAGUACGACAGCGCCUCGGAGAUGGUGGUGGAAAAGCACCGGGAAUCCCGGGGAUGGGUAGAAACUCUGAGAGCCAAGUACGCGCUUUUCAAGCCGCCGACGGAGCGGGAUCUGGUUUACUAUGAGAACUCCCCCAACUUCUGUGAGCCCAACCCAGAGACGGGCUCCUUUGGGACCAGGGACAGAACCUGCAACGUCACAUCCCACGGGAUCGACGGCUGCGACCUCCUGUGCUGCGGCCGCGGCCACAACACCAGGACUGAGAAGCGGAAGGAGAAGUGUCACUGCAUCUUCCACUGGUGCUGCUACGUGAGCUGCCAGGAGUGCACACGUGUCUACGACGUCCACACCUGCAAGUAA
Messenger RNA from Chaetura pelagica (chimney swift), 1069 nucleotides. It is a transcript of the gene WNT3, whose product is annotated as wingless-type MMTV integration site family, member 3. Gene Ontology annotation, cellular component: extracellular region. Lineage: Eukaryota; Metazoa; Chordata; Aves; Apodiformes; Apodidae. The record is from RefSeq and is a predicted model, not a curated record. Gene Ontology annotation, biological process: multicellular organism development; neuron differentiation; cell fate commitment. Gene Ontology annotation, molecular function: frizzled binding; cytokine activity. The coding region runs from base 2 to 1069 and encodes 355 amino acids. The transcript is spliced from 4 exons.